Molecule: messenger RNA, 9214 nt
Organism: Onychostoma macrolepis
Lineage: Eukaryota; Metazoa; Chordata; Actinopteri; Cypriniformes; Cyprinidae
Gene: pde4dip
Product: phosphodiesterase 4D interacting protein
Exons: 36
Coding region: 831-7685 (2284 amino acids)
Cellular component (GO): nucleus; microtubule organizing center
Molecular function (GO): zinc ion binding
Source: RefSeq, a predicted model, not a curated record
AGAAUUUACAAAAACACUGUUGACGAACAAUGGACGAUAAAACGUCAAUAUACAAGAUGCUUUUAAUUUAAGCGCGUGUUAAGAAGUUAGUAACCGUUACGACGUUUUUAAUAAGUAAGAUGUAUUGUAGAAACGUAUGUUUACGACACCCCUCUUUGUUCAGAAAAUGGUACGCGCCAUUUUUUCCCUGCCUCACUCACACAUCGUUUGCUGCUUCGCUCUCUCUGUACAUUGAGACCCGGUUAUUUACACAAAAUACUGUCAGUCUCUAGUGUGGCCGAUCGGGGACAGAAUAUGAUAUUAUUUUCGUCUACAAGUCGGAUAGCGGUGGUUAUUUAAAAAAGACACGUUUUUGUCGAGCGCUGGGAUUUAAAUGAUGUCCUGUCAUGUCGGCGUCUUCACAGAAGAGCGAAUGAAACAUAAUCUGGAGCGCGAGAGUGAAGGACAAACCACGCAUCUUUAUUUCCGCUGACGAGGACGAGCAUCUCAACAUCGAAAUCAAAAUCGACAUUUAUUUCCAUCUAUUUAAAGAACGAUCGGGAGGCCAUACAUAAGGAUAUAAAACAGCACAACUUUAAGACUUAAUCAAUUGACUGGAAUGAAUUAAAGGCAUUAUGUCAUCAAUGAUAAAAAGUGACAUCAAAUUGUAAUAAUUUCCAAUUAUAUUUUUAAAUAGUUACUUUGCCUUAUUUAUUAAUUUUUAAAUGUCUAAUUUUCCAUUGCUGGGCACUGGAGAAGAAUAGAAAUUUAGGAACUAUAAAUACCAUGAAAUUUUCACUUUCGCUCUUGCCACAAACUACUGUGGGCUGUUAUUUAAUUGAAGAUUUAUAAUGUUGGACUCAAAGAUGAAGGACGUGUGUCGCAUCUGUGCAAGGGAGCUGUGUGGUAACCAGCGGCGAUGGAUCUUCCACCCAACAGCCAAGCUGAGUCUGCAGGUGCUGCUGUCCUACGCAUUGGGCAGGGAAAUGACCCGAGACGGCAGGGGAGAGUUUGCCUGCAGCAAGUGUGCCUUCAUGCUGGACCGAAUGUACCGCUUUGACACUGUGAUCGCCAGGGUGGAGGCCUUGUCCGUCGAACGGAUGCAGAAGCUCUUGUUGGAGAAAGACAGGCUCAGACAGUGCAUUGGUGGACUGUACCGCAAAAACAACGCUGAUGAUUUUGGAGUGGAUAGCGGUGCUGUGGACUCUUCUGUAGUUGACUUCUCCAGGUUGGCUGAAUCUGAAUACAACGUUCUACUGCAGGACGAUCUGACAUACUCUAUCUAUGAGUCCUGGGCUGAGCAAGGCGCUCAAGAGCAGGUUCAAGACCACCAAUGCCCUGUUCACCAUCAAUGCCAUGCGACAGCGGACGCCACUUCAGGUCCCCGUCCCAGGAAGUGCAAAGGCUGCGCUGCACUGCGAGUGGCAGAUUCAGAUUAUGAGGCUGUCUGCAAGGUUCCCAGGAAGGUGGGUCGGAGCACUUCCUGUGGGCCCUCCACACGGUACUCCGGUAGUGUUCUGGACAGCGCUGAGGAAACUGUCCCAUCCGCUCCUCCACCAGAACCUGAACCUGUCGAGAACAACCAAACUUGCUGCCCCAGUGAUCCAGAGCCUGUCGGCGUGAGUCCUGCCUCCUCUGUGGAGUCUUUGGACACCGCUGUAGAUGUCACCACCCAAGAGUCUUAUCCAAAAGUCCAUCCUAACACCAUGCAGGGAGAAUCUGAAGAGGAACGAUCUGCUAUCAAGAGGCCUGGUUCUGUGUGUGGACUUGAUAUGGCUCUCAGCUUGCUUAAAAGCUUUGAAUAUCACCCUCUCCAGAGUCACAGAGGGAGUCGAAUUCCUGUGCUCCUCAAAUCUAAUUCUACACCCAUGGAGAGUCCUUACCCUCUGCUGCAGGUGCCUCCCAUUGGGAUAGAGUGUCCCAUUUCUCCCCAUCUUCCAGAUGCUACUUCCAGCAUCCAGCAGGAGCUUCAGUUUGAGUUGGCAGAAAUGGAAGACCUGUGGUUGGAUGAGUAUGCGCAGUGCAAGCCAUUGGGCCUUCAGAAGAGGUUGAUUGAGGAGCAGCAGUGUCAGCUGGUGGAGUACGAGAACGCAGCGGGUCAGUGUGUGAGCGAGCUGCAGAAGGCCCAACAGCAGGUCCAGUCUCUCCAGACCAAGAUCCGAGAAAGCGAGGCUAGUAAUAAGAAGUUGCAACAGAGGCUCGGAGACAUGGAAAGUGAACUACGCUCUCUCAGAGAAGCAGCAUGUGGUCAGGAGAGAACAAUACAGACCUUGAGUGACUCACUCAACACUAAAGACUGUGAGAUUACUGAUCUCCACCGUCUUACUGAAGAACAGAAGGAACUUCUGCGCUCCAUGAAGCAACAGAACAACCAUUACCAGCUUCAGCAGCAGCAGGUGCCUGGAGUGGCUCCGAGUCGUAUGCAGGCUGAUCUGUUGGACCUCCAGGGCUCUUUGUUCUCAGCCCAGCUGGAGCUGCAGGGCCUUCAAAGGGCACAGCAGCAGGGCCAGAGGCGAGAAGAAGACCUGGCUCGUGCAAACCAGCGCCUGCAGACUGACCUGCAGAGAGCCCUGCAACAGCACCAAGAGGGAGAAAGACACAACCAGGAUCUACAGGCUGCUCUAGAGAAGGUCCGCCUUGAGGUACAACAAAUGGAGGAGAAAUGGAGAGACGAAUGGAGACAACGAGAAAAAGAGGUUGAAGAAAGAGAGAGGACCAUCCGAGAACUGAAGACCUCACUAGAGCACAAAGAACGUCUGAUAGAAGACUACAGUGAGCUGGUGGAUGGUCAGAAAGAGCCUGUCGGGAAUAGAGACAACCUCAUCCACAAGCUCAAACAACGCAUUCAGGAAAGAGAUAGAGCGCUGGAGAGAGCGAUAGACGAUAAGUUCACGUGCAUGGAACAGAAGGAAGACGAGGUGCAUAAACUCCAACUGCUGCUGAGAGAGAAAGAAAGAGACCUGGAGAAACUCCGAUGUGUGCUUUCCAACAACGAGGAAACCAUCACGAGUCUGGAGUUGUUGCUGCGUGGUAAAGGUUUAGAGCUGGAGCAGGUGUGUGAGGCCUGGUGCAAUGCUCAGGGCAUUCAGCGUGAGAGAGAAGAGUCACACAUACACAGCCUGAGAGAACGAGACACUUUAAUCAGCCAGCUGCAGACGUCGCUGCACACAUGCACCAAAGAGGCGGAGGAGAUGACUGCGGUUCUUCUCAGUAAGGUGUCAGUCGGGCCCACUGAGGUGGCUGAGGAGCUCAAGUCUCGGCUUCAGCUCAAAGAGCGUUUGUUCCAGGAGCUGCUGUCGGACCGCAGCAGACAGACUCAAGAGCAUCACUCACAGGUCCAAGACCUGCUCAACACCAUCGGUGCAAGAGAGCAGUACAUCAAGGAUUCUGCAGGGCGUGUGGGUCACGUGAUGGCUGAACAGACCGCUCGAUUGCAGGAGCUGCGUAGGCAACUUGGGUCAGCUAACCCACAGUUGACUGAAGCAGACACACAAACUCUUCAGGACGAGCUCCGACUGACUCUCCGCAGAGAAAGAGAGGCCCAGAACCAGCUUACCGACCUGCAUGCCACCUUCGCAUCCCACCAAGAACAACUCAAGACCCAGGCUUCAGAUAUAGAAGCUUUGAGCAGGACUUUGAGCAUCAAAGAGGAAAUCAUCAAGGACUUACAGAUGCAGUUGGUGGAUCCGUCAGAUUUACCGCUGGUAGAGCGACUGACCCAAGAGCUACAGAUGCUGAGAGAGAUGGUGGAACAUCAGGACGCCACUUGCAUUAAUCACAAGCAGGCUGUUUUGGAUCCUCCGGUGUCCAUGGAAACAGGACAGGCGGCUAAAUCCCAUGUUGAUUUUGGAGAAUUCACAUCAGAUGAUGGAGAGGAGGAUGAUGAAGACUGCAAUAGUGAGUUUGCGGACAGUGCUGAAGACGAGGAGCGCUCCAAACUGACAGCUCAGGCUUUGGUCAGCGUGCAGAGCUGUGAUCAGCAUAGAGGUCUUAGGGGUUGCCAGGAUGCAGUAGCUGAGGGUCCAGGGCUGGUGGAGGUCAAGCUACUGGUGGAGCAGAAGAGGGCAGUAGAGAGAGAACUAAUGGAGCUCAAGUCCCAGUUGGAAAAGGCUGGUUUCUCCUCUCUCUCUCAAAUGAGGAAAGCUUUCUUCACUCUACGCUCUGAAAAUGAAGAGCUCAAGAUUAUGGUGACAGGAAAAAAGCCUCAGAAUAAUGGACAGAAGACGACAUCAGAUAGAUGCGAUGGACAGCUGGUGGAUGCAGUUGGUGUAGAGCCUAAUGAAAGGCAGCCAGUGUGUGACCAGACGGUGCGACUGAAGUCUGACCUUGAGCAGGUCCAACUGGAGAGCAGAGAGCUUCAGGAGAGACUCAUGGUGUCAGAAGCCACAGUUCAAGCUCAAGCCGAACAACUUAAAGACUACAGAGAACUCCUCACGGAAACAUCAGUACAGCAGGACAAUAAGCAGGUCCAGGUGGACAUCCAGGAUCUGGGCUAUGAGACGUGUGGCCGCAGUGAGAACGAGGCAGAGAGAGAAGACACCAGCAGCCCAGAGUUUGAUGAUCUGGAGCUGUGCACAUCUCUUACAUAUCGUGAUGGAGGGUCUCAGUGGUGGGGUGGCUCCAGCUCACUGAACUCUGGGAAGACUGAACAUGACGUGACGUACCUGCAGCAGCUGGUAGAGGACCUGCGUGGUCAGCUCUCCCAAUCUCAGGCUCUGAUCAGUAGAUUGCAGGCCCAAAUGCGUGUUCACACUCCAGUCAGCACUCCUCGUAAGGUCAACUGGGGCUUGGACAACUCUGAGGCACAGAGCACAGCUGAGGAGGACGAGGGCUGGCAGUCGUCUGACGGCUUCGGGUCUCUCCCCCGCCAGCCAAAGCAAGACAGAGAGCUGCAGGAGCUCGUCUCCCGUGUGACAUCACUGGAGGAGCAGCUCAGGAAGGGCAAAGGUCAUUCAGAAGUUGGCAAAGCUGUGAACUGGCCAGGUAAGUUUGACACGCUGAUCCAAGCACAGGCCCGUGAGCUGUCUCAUCUGCGUCAGAGGAUGCGGGAGGGCCGUGGAGUGUGCCAUAUUCUGACUCAGCACCUGGGAGACACCACCAAGACCUUUGAAGAGCUGCUGCGCUCAAAUGACAUCGAUUACUACAUGGGACAGAGCUUCAGAGACCAGCUCUCCCAGAGCAUCUCACUCGCUCAGAGAGUCAGCACCAAAAUCAGCGGCCGGGAUCACUCUGAAGUCCCAGAUGACAAAUCAGGCCAUGAGCUGCUCGCAAUACGGCUAAGCAAGGAGCUACAACAGAAAGACAAACUCAUCGAGUCGCUACGCUCCAAACUUGACCAGCAGCAACGAUCAGAUACGCCUACUAGCAGUCAUGCCCUCUCUGUGGCCACAGACCAAUCGGACAGGACCUCUUUUGUAUCAGAUGACCACGGCUCAACCAAUGAGGAUCUAGAGCUGUGCUCCGAACUGGAUGCUGCCAGCGAAUAUGGCCAAGAGGAGGCAGCAAGAAGUGCCACAGACUCACAUGAUCAUAGAGGUCCUGCCUCAUUACAUACUUCCAAUCCUCCAUCUAUCACUUCAUCACACAGCCACCAGUCCUCCAACACCUGUCCCAGCAUGCACUGCACACCACAUAGGCUAAUGGAAACCCAGGCACAGACAGGCCUCUCUACUGUACCUCUGUCCAGCUCCAUUUCUUUCUCCACCUCUCUCCACUGUCCUCAAAUGUCUUCUCCACCUGUGUUUGAUCCUCAAACUCAACCCUUGAGAUCCCGUCACCCUUAUGGUGGGGGAUUUUCACUGGCAGAGGUUCACCAAGAGCUUCAAAUGCUCCAGAGACAGCUUGGAAACAGCUACCAUGGUCCUCAGAUCAAACCCCUUCAUGCGUUCCCACUGGGCCAUACUCAGCCUGACCACAACAGCUUACACCCACUAUCCCAUCAUGCCUUUGAACAGUCACCUUUCAGCAGUCAGCACACCAGUCCUGCUAUGAAAUCAGGGGCAAGCCUUCUGGAAAGCAGUGCAAUGUGGGAUAUGAUGUAUGGCCCAAGACCUUUAAGACCAGGCACGUAUGGAGAUGUGUCCUCUGGUUCCUCUGGAUAUCAGUCAGGCCAUACAGGCACAGACUUAAUGGAAGAACACUUAAGGGAGAUUCGCACUCUCAGACGGCGUCUAGAAGACUCUAUCCAGACCAAUGACCGUCUGAGACAACAGCUAGAGGAGAGACUGGCCUCCUCUGGGCGAAACGGAGCAGGGGGAGCGCCCACUAACAUCUAUAUCCAAGGCCUUGAUUCUGUCACUCAACUGUCCAAUGAGAUUCGAGUGCUGAAAGAAGAAAAUCAUGCCCUGCAAACCCAACUCCAGCAGGCCAGGACAGAUGGCGGUAAAGAGGUGGAGCGGCUAAAAGAGGUGGUUCUGUCUGUGCGUGGCCAGUUAAAGCAGGCGGAGCUAGAGGCGGACCGCUGGGCGGGUCAGUGUAGUCGGCUGCAGUCUCAGGUUAGAGAGCAGGCUCAGGCAGUACUGCAUCUCAAACAGGAGAAACAGAACAGUCUGGACAACAGCACCAGGCUACAGCAUGAAGUGAAUGUUCUCCAGCAGCAGCUGAGUGAGUGUCAAUGUCUAGUGCACACGCUGCAGUGUGAACUACAGGUGUAUCAGAGAGUCUGUGGCACUACUGAGAGCAACACAGGCUCAGGAUUGAGUUUGACCUUUGACCUACGAGAGCGAGAGUCUAACAUACAUUUGUUGGAGCAGCAGUUGAGAGAGAGGCUGGAGCAGUGUAUGCCUUGUCCCUCAGCCAGGAAACAGCUCUUCCACGACCAAUCACCAUCUCCUCCUGUUCGAGAUACAGGGUUCUCCAGCCCUGCUUCACCAGCUGUGGAAACAGAUGAGCCAAAGUCUUCUGCUAAUGACACAUCUAGGUCUGGUGCUGAAGAUCUGGAGGCUGAGGCCCCUGAUGGCUCCUUUGCCUGCAAGACUGGGCGUCAUAUGAUUGGUCAUGUGGAUGACUUCAGUGCCCUGCAGCAGCAGCUACUGGAAGGGAAGGUUGUUAUCCGCAAGAUGGAAGCAGCACUGCAGUCCAGCACACAAUCACCUAACCUUCCAGAGGGUUUUAUGAGGAACUUGCACACCAGCACUAAGACACUGAAGCAGAUUCUGGAGGAGACAAGCUCUCUCUUAAGAAUGUUCUGGAGGGCGGCUCUGCCCAGCACUGAGGCCUCAGCCCAGCAGCUCAAAAAGGAGCAGUCUUUGAGAAACGAGGUUGUCGCACUGAGGCGUAAGUUGUCAGAACAAGAGCAGCUUCUCAGGGACACGAUGGAGAAUCUAAGGACCUCCAGUCGCACUAAAGACAGCAUGGAGCAAUUCAUCGUCAAUCAACUGUCGAGAACAAGAGAUGUGUUGAAACAAGCUCGCUCAAAUCUAGAGAAGAAUGAACUCAAGAUUGCCUCUCUUGGCUGCACCCCUCUCCCUUCAUCCUUCUGUUCGGUCUCACCCGCCCCUUCCUGGUCUGAUAGAGGUGAGGUCUCUGGAGCCUCCUUCCAACAUGCCUCCUCUCUUGGUUGGAAUUUCCUGACCCCUCACACUCAGGAUCAGCACAAAUCAAUGGCAGCCUCGUGGCCGGCACAGGGGAGUGACAGACAGCGCCUGCUACAGGUGUACUGCAGAACAGACUCAGGACCGAGUGCUGCAGUCUCUCCCUCUUUCUGAGUAAAUCAGAGUUGUAUUAUUUCACCCUAAGAUGCAUUAGAUGUCCUGUGUAGAUCUAUCAUUCUAGAUCUAUCAGUUAGCUUUAUUUUCUACAUAACCACCAAAAAGCUCUCAAAGUUGCAUUUGACUAGAUUAGUAUUAUUGAUGUUUGGAUUAGCAAUUAUGCCUUCAACCAAAGUAACAUCUUAUUGGUUUGCGUUUGGUGUUAGAGUUUAUAUUGAACCAGCAACACAAGUAACGUGCAAUUAUACUGUGCUACCAGCCAGACCUGCUACACUGUAAAUGAAAGUCACCCCAGGGACGAGCUGAAGACCGAUGGUGCAAUAUUUGAAUCAGCCUGCUACUGAAAUCUUGAAACUGGAAUAUCCCAAUAAGAGAGAUCUUUGUUUGUUUUGUGUUAUUGCCAAAGUUUGAGUCUAUUGCUUUUAAUGAACUAAUCCUCUGCUGUGUUUUGUCCCAUUAAACCUAAUGUACAUUUUUUUACAUUUCUUUUCCUUGAAUUUAAUUUUCUUUCUUUUAUUGUUUUUUUUUUAAUUUAUUUAUUUUUACUGUUUUUAUCCUUUUUUAUGUAUAAUUUUCCUGUACUGGAGAGUAUUUUUUAAUUACUUUUUGGUUUUGGUCCAAAAAAGGGAAAAAAAAACUAAAUCAGUGUUUUAUAUUUCUAUUUGCUGUAUCAGCUCUUCUUAAUGGACCAUUUUUAUUUUGUUUUAUUGUUUGUUUCGCUUUUUGUUUUCUUUUCAUGUAUUUUAUUUUGUUGUUUGGUUUGUUUAUUUUUGUUUGUUUUGUUUCACUUUUUUGUUUUCAUUUACUUUGUUACUUGGUUUGUUUUGUUUAGUUUUGGUUUUUAUUUUCUUGUUUUGUUUUAUAAUUGGCUUGCAAUGUCUGUAAACUGGUUCCCAUGAGAUAAAAAGACUCGCUUGAAACAUUAUCUCAAGUUACUGAGUUAACAUUACUGAGUUAGAUAACUAUUUUGUCAGACACUGCAGACAAUUUUGCAAAUUGUAGAUUGUGAAAGACAUAACGCUACACGUGCAUAGCUUUACUGUUCUAACUGUAUGUGUGUUUGAAAGCCUGUUGCUCUUGCAUGAACCACACAAAUUACACUGUCAUUUGCAGUAUUUCAGUAUUCCACAAUAGUGCAAGAACUCCUGGGGUUUCUUCUGUAUAUGUGUAAUGAUCUGGUGCCAUUUUGUUUGCUUUGUAUAUUAUGUAUUUGUUUAUGAGACGCCUGUUUGUUGAUGUCAUUAGGUCAGGCAUGCACGUGUUAUGACAAAAGAGAGCCAUGGGCCAUUUCAAGUCAACCUUGCACUCAAUGUUCUAUGACAAUCAACUAAUUCUCAGAGAGGUUUGUAAUUUUGGAAUUUCAUUGGUUUAAAGUAUUGGUAGCAAUGCAAUUGAUUUUAAAUUUCCCUUUGUAAAUUAAUGUAAACUGAGUGAGGGUUGAUAAUGGGUAAUGCAUGUGUAUUUCAGGGAAAAGUGAGGAGGAAACUCAAAACAAAAAGGGACGAUUUAAUAAAAAGGGAAUCAUA